Molecule: messenger RNA, 2598 nt
Organism: Beauveria bassiana ARSEF 2860
Lineage: Eukaryota; Fungi; Ascomycota; Sordariomycetes; Hypocreales; Cordycipitaceae
Exons: 3
Coding region: 1-2598 (865 amino acids)
Biological process (GO): eisosome assembly
Source: RefSeq, a predicted model, not a curated record
AUGCCCAAGCCGGCUCAAGUCUCCAACGCCGGCAGGCUCAAGUAUGCCGACCCUAAAGACCUCCCCAGCUUCCCCUCUACCGGUCUCAGCGAGAACGGUGCCGCUGCCAGCGCCGCCGCCACCCUAGGAUGGGCCAACCAAAAGUCUCCCGAGCCCUGGCGGCCGGACAAGGCUCCCUCUGCCUCUGCCGCCGCUGUUCUCGCCAAAGAUUACAAGUCGUCUCCCAUCUGGGAGCCUUCCAGCAGCACCGGCGCUAGCAAGGCCGCUCUCCUAGCCGUUGGCUCCGCCACUGCCGCCCUCAAGCAAGCUCCCUCAACGCCAACCAAGUCUCCUCACGACAAUUGGGGCAAUUCUGCAGCAACUCAAGCUUUUCAUGCUUCUCGCCCAGAUUCUGCCACAACGUCCAGCCUAGCCGGCGGUGACACUGCCGCCACUCAGGCUUUCCACACCAACCGAGCCUCCACUAUCCAACCUAGCGCCCAGUCCUCGCCCGACAAGUCAAUCGAGCAGCGCUCACUGGCGGCUGCCAAAGGAGCCAUGGCUUCUUCAAGGCUUGACUCUGCACGCCCCGCCUCCACUCAUAAGGAGCAUUCUACUCUAGAGGCAAGCGCCGCAGCUAGUGCCCUCAACGGUGCUGCACUCGCCCAUCGCAAAUCUCUGAUGACGCACAAGCCCACCAUCGACGAAGUUGGUGCUUCCCCCAUCACCAACAUGAACCGAAACAUGUUUACCUCGCAUCCGCCAGUCAAGAUGGAGACUGACGAGGAACGAAUCCACAACACUGCUGUCCAGAUGGCCAGGAAGAUGUACCAACACCAGCAGAAGAUGCUUGACCAGACCAAGGAUGCCCAAAAGGACCAGGAGGGCACUCCCUUUGCCGGCACCUACCUCAAUCUCCAGGACGCCGCGUACAAACAGGCCCAGGAGCGCCUCGCCAAGCUUCACGACGAGCACCAGCAGAACCGUGAAGCCCAAGAAUACUACGGCAACUCUUCUUCGCCCCGCCGCAAAUUUUCCAUGUCCCAGAGGCUGCGCCGCCGCGCCAACAGCGACCCCGAACCCGACGACAAAGUUCGCUCCGAAAGCAUCCGCCAGCAAAUGUCCAUGUUCUCCACCAAGCUGUCCCAGGUCGACACCGAGAAGCGGGCUAAGGACCGCGAGGCGCUUCUCGCUGCUGCUCAGCGCAACGUCAAAGCUCGUCUGCAAGGCAUGGACGAAAAGGUCUACAACGAGACUGGCAAGCGCCACUCGACCAUGUUUACUGGUUGGGAAAUGAAGGCUCAGCAAGCUGCUCAAUCUCGAUCCGACACACGUACGCAGAAUCACGGCAAAAUCGAUAUUGGUGGCGGCAAAUUCAUGACUCAGGAAGAAGUCAAUGCCAUUGCCGCCAAGAGACUUCAGCCUGUGCUGGAUGACAUUAACGAAAAGGCAGAGGCUGAACGUGAACGUCUGGCCACAUUAAAGGCAGAGGAGGAUGCCCGACGCGAGGAGCAGGAGAGAAUAAAGGCCGAGGAGCGUGCUGAGAAGGAAGAGGCUAAGAAGGCCAAGGAGCAAGAAAAGGCCGAGGAAAAGGCCAGACGUGCCGAGGAAAAGCACGAGGCCAAGGCUAGAAAGGAGGAGGAGAAGCUAGAAGCAAAGGCGAGGAAGGAUGAGGAGAAGGCCAGAAAGGCAGAGGAAAAGGCUGAAGAGCAACGUGUAAAGGAAGAGAAGCGCAAAUCAAAGCUUGGUGGUGGUGCUGCGGUCGCUCCCACAACUGGAGAGGACACCGAAACUGCGCCCGAUACCCGUCCAUCUCACGAUGCGCAACCGUCCGCCGCGGCCGAAGAAGACGACAGCGACGACCUCUUGGAUACAGAUAACGAGCACGAGGCGCACCCAGGUGGUGUCGUGGGGGGCGCGUCCAGCAGCCACGCCGUCGAGAGCACCGACGAGCGCGCGCCCCGCAAGUCGGCCGAGGGCUCUUCCUCGUCGCAAAAGUCCAAGUCGGGCGUCAAGAGCUGGAUCAAGAAGCGUUUUUCCACCUCGCGAAGCAAAAACGAGACGGCCGCCGAAAAGGACCACGGCGAGAAGCGGCGCAGCUUCUUUGGCGGUGCGCACAAGGCCAAGGCCGCCGCCUCGGCCUCCAACAACAACGCAAGCAACACUAGCCUGGGGAGGCGCUCGUCCAGCAUUCGCGAUGUUGCGUUGGCCGGCAGAAGCGGAGAACAACCUGACGAGGACACUGCCGACGUGACGACGGAGACGGCGGCGGAAAAGCUAAAGUCUGCGGAUGAAAAGCCUGUUGAAAAGACGGAGCCAAUUGUUGAGACACCUGCGGUAAAGGAUACCGAGGAAAUCCACAAAUUCCCCGCGCUGGAGAUCGAGGAGCCAGAAGCCAACAAGGCCGCCUCGUCCGCUGCCGUCGCCGCCGCCCACACGCUGCCCAGAGUCGCCACGACCGCCGAAACGGCCGACUCGCGCGGCGUGAGCCCCGUCACCACCCCGUAUGAAGACGCCGAGGAGCGCAGCCGCACUCUAGAGCUGCCCAAGCCCCUCGAGGACCCUCGGAGGAGGAGCAGCAGCAUAGCCCGCGAUUCUCGCUUCAAGGAGGAAAUGUAA